AGGCUAUUGUAAGUUAAAAAUAGAGUUAGAAGUUAAAAUACAGUAUCAAAUUGUCCUUGUAUACCAUAUCUGUACUGAUAAAAGAUACAGAUAUCCCUAUUUUCUCAGUUCUGCACAUCCAAAGAUAGACAAAUAGUAGGACAUCUAAAAAGAAAGUGAAUCCCAAACAAACACCACUACAAAAACCAAUACCCCUUUUUUCAGAAAAAAAAAAACAGAAACAAAUUUCAAGAAAGAAAUAUUACUAAGCACUACUUCUACUAGUACUAGUAAUAGAAUCUCAACCCUUCAAAAUCCCUUACUGGUUUCUUAAGCAAAAAAAAAAAACAUGAUAGUAUAAUCUUUCAAAAAUCUCCCUAAAAUGGGGUAGCUCAAGAAACUAUUUUGUUGCAUUUUCUCUAUUUUCUUGAUCAUUCUUACCAUUUUCAAGAAUCUCUAAAAAAUGGGGUUGUCCAAGAAACCAUUAUGUAGCAUUUUGUCAGUUUUCUUGGUGGUUAUUGUAAUUUUCAGGAAUGUAGCACAAGUUGAAUGUGCAUCAGGAAACACUUAUUUGGUGUACAAAGGUUGUGCAAAACAGGCAUUAUCAGAUCCAUCUGGUGUUUACUCACAAGCACUUUCAACUCUUUUUGGCUCUCUAGUUUCACAGUCUUCAAAGUCCAAGUUUUACAAAACUACUACUGGUACUGGACAAAGUACUGUAACUGGUCUUUUUCAGUGUAGAGGUGACCUUUCUAAUGUUGAAUGUUACAACUGUGUAAAUGGUUUGCCAAUACUUAUUGACAAGCUUUGUGGCACUCCUGUUGCUGCAAGAAUCCAGCUUUUAGGGUGUUACAUGCUGUAUGAGGUUUCUGGUUUCCCACAAAUAUCAGGGAUGGAGAUGUUGUACAAGACUUGUAGUGGGAAAAAUGCACCAGGGAGUGGAUUUGAGGAAAAGAGGGAUACUGCUUUUUCUUCAUUGGAAAAUGGGAUGGUUAGUAGUGGUAGUAAUGGAUUUUACACAGCAAAUUAUGAGUCUGUUUUUGUUUUGGGACAGUGUGAAGGGGAUGUGGGCUCUGGUGAUUGUGGUGAGUGUGUGAAAAGUGCUGUUCAAAAAGCUCAGGUUGAAUGUGGUAGCUCAAUUUCUGGCCAAAUAUUUCUUCAUAAGUGCUUUGUUAGUUUUAAUUAUUAUCCAAAUGGGGCUCCCAAAAGACCAUCAUCAUCAUCUUCAUAUUGGUCUCCAUCUCCUUCAGAAGGGACAGGUCAAAACACAGGGAAGACAGUAGCUAUAAUACUAGGAGGAGCAGCAGGAGUUGGUUUUCUAGUCAUUUGUAUGCUCUUUGCAAGGAACCAAAUGAAGAAACAUGAUGAUUAUUGAAGGGCUCAGCUGUGUAUUAUUAUAAAGGCUGGCAAAUGCUUUUUGUGAGGUGGAUUCUUUCCUUGUUUAGAUUUUCUACCUAGAAGGAAAAAAGAAAAAGAAAUUUUCUUUUGUUGGAAAUUCCUCAAAAGGUGAGGGAGUUUGUGAGCUGUAAUUCUUGGAAUUAUUAGGUAAAAAAAUGAGGAGGACAAAAAUACAAUUUGGAGACAUAAAAUUUUUGAGAAAUGAUGUAACAAUACAUGUUUUUGUCAACUAUGAAGAAGGUUGGAAAGAGCAUUAUAAUGGCUUUGGACUU
This is a messenger RNA of Capsicum annuum, 1649 nucleotides long. Its product is annotated as plasmodesmata-located protein 2. Lineage: Eukaryota; Viridiplantae; Streptophyta; Magnoliopsida; Solanales; Solanaceae. Gene Ontology annotation, biological process: transport of virus in multicellular host; plasmodesmata-mediated intercellular transport. The record is from RefSeq and is a predicted model, not a curated record. The transcript is spliced from 3 exons. Bases 443 to 1354 code for a protein of 303 amino acids. Gene Ontology annotation, cellular component: plasmodesma.